GCGCUGCGUGUACGCCCCGCUGGUGAGAGCGAGUGGCUUACAUGCGGUGCGGGCAGCUCUGUGUCUGCAUGUGUGAAGUACGCAGACACGUGCCGCCAGCGUAUCCCAAGAGCAACAACAAGGACAACCAUUGACACUACUACUGCUGGACAGCCAAAGGCAGUGAUGGCUCAUAUGGGUUCUCCGGAUUCCGCAAUUGCUUCUCGGCUACUACAUAACUUAUCGCUGAGUGCAACUGCCGAUGAUGUUAAAAAAGCCAAAGAAGAAGCAGAGGAAAGGCAGGUUAAGCUGAACAAGAGUACCACAAAACUUCCAGCAGAUGAAGCAGCAGAAGGGGUUCGUUCGCAAGGUGCACAUCCAGCAGCCAUAGGAGAAACAACGCUUAUGCCGUCAGCUGAACUUCCUGCUGGUCAAACACCAAAUAAAGAUUUUGAUCCCUAUGCUAGUCCUGAAGUCGCAGUUGUUUCGCGUUUUUUGCUUGGCUUACCGUCGAAUGCGAGUGUUGAAGACGUUAAAAAAAAAGAAUCAGAGAAUAAGUUGAAACUUGCAGAAUGUAAAAAGGAAUCUCAGGGUGUCGAUUGUGAAAAACCUCCUGCAGAAACAUCGGUUGCGUCCUUAGUUUCUAGACCGUUUGGGUCAGAAACGUCCAGUGUUCAUCCCACAAUGUCACAAGCACAAGUACAAGCACAAGCAAACACUGAGUUGGGAGGGGAAAACGGUGCAAAUGUUUCCCUUCGUCAAAAAGGUGGUGUAUUGUCUGAUGAAGCUGCUCGUGGUGCUGCUGCUGCACAUGGUCAUGAAGGUGGUAAAUUAUCUCUUGAAGUUCCUCCUGCUGUUCCUGAUGCUCAUGAUGCUGGUGCACCGGGUGAUCAUCCGACAACGCCACAGAUUCCUACAUUGAACAAGAACGUUGAUGGAACUGGUCAAGAAGUGGUAUCGACCGUACAAAGGCAGCAAGGUGAAACUGGUGCUUCUGGUGCUGCCGCGUCCAGCGACGGUAUUUCCGCUACCCAACCCAAUGCAGUUGUAGGUACAACUGAGAACAAUAGCUCAGCAAACAUGGACUCCAACAAUGCCAUCACACCCAAUAAUGAGGAAUCAUCUGCCACCAACAAUUCUCUCACGGAGACUUCCAAUGAAUCUAAUGCUGCAGAGAGUGUGGUGACAAACAUCACAAAUGAUGCCGAAAAUACAACCAGUAAUGAGGAAUUAACUAACGCCACCAACACCAACACCACUACCAACACAACAACAACAACAACAUUUCCUCCUGUACCUACAACCGACCCACAGAUCAGCAACAUUGCCUCCACAGUGCAGAAGAAUGCUAACGCAGACAGCAGCAGUAUCAGCAGUUCUUUGUGGAUGCGUGUGCCACUACUGAUUGUGGUUACACUGGCCUGUAUUCUUGUGUACUGA
Messenger RNA from Trypanosoma theileri, 1419 nucleotides. RefSeq lists its product as uncharacterized. The record is from RefSeq and is a predicted model, not a curated record. The transcript has a single exon. The annotation marks the transcript as partial. Lineage: Eukaryota; Euglenozoa; Kinetoplastea; Trypanosomatida; Trypanosomatidae.